Linnemannia hyalina is the source of this 4701-nucleotide messenger RNA. The record is from the annotation of a GenBank genome assembly. Lineage: Eukaryota; Fungi; Mortierellomycota; Mortierellomycetes; Mortierellales; Mortierellaceae.
AUGGCUGAUGACUACCAGUACUUCCGCUCCAGAGGAGAACUGGUCCGCGUCAAGCUUACCUCUCACCCCUCCACCGCAUCUGCUCGCUACGUCUUCUGGGGCGACCUGCGCAUGUGCUUCCCUGGCAUUGUUCGCAUCCAGCACAGCGACAUCUAUGUCCCCUUUAUGCGUGGACGCAAAGAGUACCGGUUGAAGCCGUUGCGGAUACAGCAUAUCCCGGACGUAUUGGAUGUUAUCUACGAGGACCACCUUCCGGCUCCCAACAGUCGCCUUAUCAUGUCGUCGUCUUCGUCCUCGUCGUUAUCGUCGACCACCAGUGCAGAAAGACAGCUACUUCCACCUAUUACAUCAGCCCAACCGUCUGCCAGUGCUUCUCCUCUUUUUCUUCCUCGUCCUACGCCGCUUACUUUGACGAAAACUGUCCCUACCCCACUUACCGAGGCCAAAAUUCCGGUGAUAUCAACGGAGCAGGAGACCACCAAGGAACAGGACGACAUAUCUGCUACAGAGACCACGACUACAGUGAGACAUACAAAAGAUACUGAGGAACUCGUUCACGGCAUGUCGAAAGAACUUCUGGAGGAGCUUGUGGAGAAACAAAAGGCGGCUCUGGAGGAGGCAGCAGCAAAGCAGCGUGCAGACGAGGACUUGCAGAGACAUUUGUUGUUGACCCAACAUCGGAGAGGACGUGUCACGCAGCAACAGAUGCAGCAGCAGCAGGAGACGAAACCGGCGGGGUCGUCGAGUGUACCAGAGAAGCAGCCACAGCAGCAACCGCAGCAGCAGCAGGAGGGGCAACAGCUCAUCGAGCAGGAACGGCAACAGCUCGCCGAGCAGGAACAGAAGCAAGUCGAAAUCGAGAAGGAACGAAAACAAGCCGAAAUCGAGAAGGAGAUCCAGGUCGCCCGUCAAACCAUGAAGCCGGCCGAGUUACAGGCACUGGAGCAGGCGCUGGAGCAGGGCAAGAACCCACAUGAUCUGAUCCAGGACAAAAUCCGUGAGCUCAUGCAGAGGAUCCAGAUCCCGGCCCAGAAACCAGGACAACAAAAGGUUCAGAAGAAGGUUGCCAAACCCGUCCAGAAGCCGACGCCCAAGCAGGUUCCUGGACGACUUCGUGAUCUCGUUCAUAUCCAGGUCCCGGAGCACAUGGAUGGCGUUGAUGUCGAUAAUCUUACCAUUGAGGAGUUUAUCAAGCUGUCCAACCAAUCAUCGACCAAGCAGCAGCAACAGCAACAACCACAGCAGCAGCAGGGAACACCCAACCAGAACGCCAACAGCGUAUUAGCCAGCAGACCUGCAGGAACUCCAAAGGGUCCGGGCAUUCGUGCAUCAGAUUUCGAUCUCUCCGUCGACAUCUUCAUCGAGGGAUCAGCCAACGACCCAUUGAGCGGCAAGGACGCAAGCAAGCUGGUCGAAAUCCCUGCAGAUCAUUCGAUCUUCAAGCUCAUCAAGGCAGCUGCAGCAUCCUCGGGACCUCUGACUGGCACUGCCCUGACAGCCAACAACGAAGGAGAGUCGUCAACUCUUGGAGCGAUGAACACAGCACUGGAGCAGGCAUUGUCACAGGCUAUCCUUGGCACAGUCAAAGAUCCGAAAACUGCUGCCGCCCAACAACCUUCUGCCAAGGGACUGUCAGCCACCGCCACCACCAAACCUAACCCCGUAGUCGACUCGACCGAAGCCGACACUAAACAGGAGACAUCAUCAACAGCCCUUGUACCCGCCAGCUACGUCAGCGAUGGAACGGGAUCCCUGAACGGAACUCAUGUGGCGACCUUGGAGCAGACCCAAGCUAUCCGGGAAGAAACUGAGGAGGAGAAACUGGCGCGGGAGGCUGCGUUGAUCAACUAUGAGCUCGCCCGAGAAGGACUCGUCGCAACCGCUCGUCUCUUCGAGGCAUUCAUCCAGGCCUCUGCCAAGGGACAUCUUUCCGUGGCCGACAAGAUUGGGCUCGAGUUGAAUCGCCAACUGAGGGAACUGGAGGCCAAGCUGGGCCACAACUCGCUCUUGCGUCCAGAAUUUGCACAUCUCUGCAACGCCCUUUCAGAUACCCAGCGCUCACUCGCCUUGAUUCGGGAGCCUCUUAUCCAUAACAGGAUUCAGGCCGUACUUGCCAACAGGAUGGGCGUUUUCGACCAGCAGGUUCCUAGGAUCUUCAUCAUUUUGCCCAAGCCAGGAUGUCCAGGAGAGUUCCGAGUUCACUUUCUGUGCGAGUGCGGCGAGUACGAUGGAUCUCCCAAGAAGGGCAAGGUGCCCAAGCAUAUUCACCUCACGGACCACCCUGGUUACGACAUUCAGCACAAGCGACAGUUCAUGGAGACAUACGGAACAUACAUGCUGGACUUUUUGAACCUGUUCAAGUAUGGCGUCGGACUGGAUGUGAUGAUGAUGCCACCCCUGGAUCCUUCGAGCAAGCUGCUGGCGCGGAUUCACGAGUCGAUGGAGUAUCUGCUGGAAGUACCUUCAUCGGUUGAGCCUCACAACAAUGCCUGGCUCAGGGAUGUGGCGCACUGCUUGCAGGUGAACCCGCGGGAGUCGUGCGUUGGAUCGCUCUAUAGAGUGGUUUCGCAGGAAGGCGAUACGAGGUGGAUAUGUCGUGACCAUUACGAUCACCUGCAGCUCAACAGCCUGAAUGACAAAUUUGUCGACAUUGCCAAGGGCUUCGAGGUCACAUACUCGGAUCCCCAUCACUCUUUGUUCCACUAUCUGCUUCCGGACAGGACUCAGGCAGAGCAGCUCUACAUGGAACUGGAGCAGGACCCACCCAUCCAAGAUCUUGGACUGUUACUGGACUGGACGAUCACCCCGAUGGACCUCGGCCGAGUUCUGGAGGUGCUGAAGAGACUCACGACCCCUGUCAUCCGCCUCUAUCUCCAACGACCAGAGAGACCUGACGACAGCUUGAAGGCCGGCAAGGAUGCAUUGUAUGCGCACAUGUUGGGCAACAUGACAGUCCAGGUUUUCCUGAUGGGCGAAAUCGCCGUCAACUUCAAGCGGUCGGAGCCUCGAGCGCGACUGAUGCGUGUCCGUCGGGAAAUGGAGCUAAAGCACGGCACGCGCGACAUGUUUACGACACUCACGAUUGCCCGGGAUUCUCAGCAACGGACCAACAUCACUCUUAUCUACCACAGCAUUGAGCGAGGACUUGAGCUGGUCAAGAAGCACAUGGGCGUCAACUUUCCUCUGUUAAUCAAGCUGGAUGUCGACACUGGAGACAGGGAGUUGGCCAAGAUUACGUUCAAGAACGGCGACACUGUCCAGCUUCAUCUACGAGCCCUCACGCCAACCAGCAACUACUUGCUUCUCUCGAGCCUCAUCCGUAGCUUGAAUGUCUCGAUCUGGGAGGAGCAUCAUGUUCCAGAGCUGGAGAAGAUUAUCAAGAGGAAUCAGGGCAUGGACUCGCUCGAUAUCCUGGGACCCCGACGGAUCAUGAUUUCGGCCUAUAACAUGAUCAAGACGCAGUUUGCGUCGCACCCGGGCCUGAACAAGGUCACGAUGAAGUUUGACGGGAUCACUCUCAGUUUCAGCGUUGACCCAAGUGGGGAUCCAGUCCUUGAGCUGCAGACGUUUGUCGCUACGGGUCUUGAUGACAUUGUCAGCGCCACUGCCGCGGAUCUCAAUGUCUUCUUUGCUCAGCCAAGCGACGCCCAGGCAAGGAUGAUUGAGGAGGCGACUGGCUCUGAGAACGUCGCGCUUGAGCCCAUUACCGAGGCGACGAACGGGACGAUUUCAGAAACCAAUGGCAUCAGCAGUGGCAAAUCGGAGUUCGCCGUCGUCACCACCACCGCCGCCGCUGCAGUAGCUGCCACCGUGUCCCGGCUGACGAUGCUGAACUUGGACUUGUCGGACUUGACCAGACCUGGUCUCGAGUCCUUUUCCCGGGUUAUCAACAACUCGCCUGAUCUGGAGAAGCUGGACCUUCGGAUCUACUGCAGCAAUGACUCCAAGAUGGAUUGGGAAGCGUUUGGGUUGUUUAUGGGUCGGGUCAGUCGGAAGAUCACUGGUCUACUGAUCAAAGGUCCACAGUUCAACUCGCUGCUGGAACAGCUUGUUCUCAGGGUCCCUUCCCCGGCGACUAUGUUGACUUCCUUGGUUGUAUUUGAGAUCCGAGGCGCAGGAGAGUUGCAAGCCCAGGAUCAGGGCCAAUCUACGGCCGGUGAAAAGCCGCAGCAGGAGCAACAGCAGGCGGUUCAAUGGACGGCAGUGGAACAAGGAUAUUUUGACUGGAUCAAUGGUGUUGAGAGACUCCCUGGGUUGACCCAUUUGAGUUUCCGUCAGGUCUGGAUCGAUGCUUCUGGAUGGGAGGCUAUUAUGAACGCGAUGAACUUUUUCUCUUUGAUUCGGGUGGAUAUCCAGGACGCCAAUUUCGGUACCGCACAGAUGGAUCGUUUGGCGAGCUUGAUGGGUCCUGACAGCCUCAAGAACGACAAACAGAAAGACAACACAGGCCGUGGCGAGGAGGCUUCUGUUGCUGUUGCUGUUGGCGGCAAGGACAAGGACGGUGGCGGCGGCGGUGAUGGUAUGAAGAAGGAAGAAGCAAUGUCAUUGUUCUCGAUCGAGCUUUUGUGUGUGUUCCUGUGUGAGGCGCCUGACAAUGAUAUGCUGCAGCGGUGGGACUAUUUGCUCAAGUUCCGAACCAACCAGCUGCUGUACCAGUGCGAGAUGGAUCCGCCCAUUGCCCAGCGCACCCAGACUGAUUAG